Molecule: messenger RNA, 6585 nt
Organism: Cladocopium goreaui
Lineage: Eukaryota; Dinophyceae; Suessiales; Symbiodiniaceae
Source: the annotation of a GenBank genome assembly
AUGCGACGCAUCGAUGUGGCCGCCUUGUAUGUCCAAGAAUUGGAGCGCCAAAAGCAUGUGAAGGUCUGCGUCGACGUUGCGUCACAGAUACACGAUGAUAUUGCAAUACAAGGGUAUGACCAUAUCUUUGAUGUUCACCGUGUUUUCCAAUCUCAAGAUCUAUGGUGUGGGGUGAGCGACUGCUGGGUGCUGUGGGGAUCCUCCGUGAACUCUCCUCUGGCCUUUCCUGUCCGUUUCACUGCGGCUCCUCCACUGUCACUGCCUUUGGAUUUGGUCUUUCCCUUGGCCUCUUGCUUGGUGUUUUGGCUACUGCCUACUUUGCUCAUUUCUUACUGCUCCCUCGUGUCAGUGUGCCUUGUCAGGUUCCACCUGAGCCUACCUUUGCCUCUUCUGACCUCAGAAGGCGUACUCGGUUGUCAGGGUACUUGCAUGAGUGAUCGAGUAGUUGAGCGGCUUACUUCUGCAGUAGAGCAGCUAACCAUAGCCACAGACCAGUUGCGUGAGACCAUCUGUGCAGAGCGACGUGCCACAGUCCGCUCCAUCCUUGAGGAGCAGACACCAGCAGUUGAGUCCCUUCAGUCUGACAUCACCAGGGACGGUUUUCAGAUAGUGAUUGAGGAACUCUCCCGACUCCCUUUUCCUGACAGGUUUCAAGAGGAACGGAUUCGACAAGAGUUUCGUGGAGCCGAAGAGGGCCCACCUGAGGUGCCCAACUUCCUAGUUCCCUGGCUUCGCACAAAGAUCACAAACAAGCCUCCUGGGGUUGAAACCCGUGUUGAGAUUGCCUAUAGGAUGCGAAAAUCACAAUUGAAGUUUGUUGCAGCUGGAGAGGAUAGCCUUUUGUGCGUCUUUGACCCUCCUAUCGACACAAUUCAGGAUGAUCUUCCUGGUGCAUGUGUUUGCAUUCCCAUCAUGUCCCGUGAAGGGGUUUUUUUGCUUGCCGUUCCUUGUGAUUUUUUCAAAAAUGAAGUUCUGCAAGAAGCAAUGCCUGGCUUGGAUGAAGGUAAUGCCCUUGGUCCCUCUCAGGAGCUUACUGGCUUCCUUCUUGAGGAAGAUGAGGCUGGUGUCGAGCACAAGAUCGAGGUCCUAACGAAGUUUCUUCUUUUGGACGUCAAUGACAAUGCAUUGAAUGCCAUGAGGGAAUAUGAUGUGUUGUCCGAUCCCCAGCUCACCAUACAGCCUUUUGAUGUGGAUAGGCCCCAAGCUAUCGUUGAUGUGAAAGGUGCCUUGCCGGACAUUUUGUCCUGGGUAGAGAACACAGUAGGUGGGCAACGGCUAAAUUUCUACAGCGCUCGAGAGGAGCAGGAACAUGCAGCCCAGCCCAAGGCUCCCAAGAAAGCUGCUGCCCAGACCAAGAAGGUCACCACUGCCAUGCUGGCGCAGCAGAUGGCUGCGAUGGCCGAACAGAUUCAGGCACUUGCCAGCAGGCAGGAAUCUAUGAUGCAGUCCCAACAGCCACCCAACGGCUAUGCAAGUCCUGCCGCAGGGCUGCCUUUGGAAGCUGGCGUGGCUGCCAGGUUGCCGCCAGUGUCUGCAGGUUUUGGAGGGCCUCCUCCAAGUGGGGUUCCCAAGGUUGCGCAGGUGACUGGUCCUCCACCCAAAGUCAGGGCCCCGAUUCCGCAGAGACCACAGGUGGAAGUGCCCGACACAGGGGAGAGGCUGGAGGACAUGAGUUACCCUCCGCAGACAGGUCAGGACACUAUGGCUGCAGCGAUCAUGCAGCAGAGUGUGGCACUGACUUCUUUGGUUGCCCAGCUCACGAGUGGCGAUCCUAUCACCGAUCUCACAUCAUCGGGAUCGGGAGGGCAGAGUUUGAGUACAAAAGGCGUUGCGCGAAGAGAAAAGAUGCAGCAAGAUCUGGCCUCUGGAAGCAGCAACUAUUUCCUUCAGCUACAGCAGCAGUUGUUUCGGAAAAUGCAUCCCACAAAGCCCUUGCCGAAGACCGAUCAAGAACUGGUAAGUUCUGGCGUUACCAUGACAAGCUAUAUGGAUCGAUACGGCGGGUACAAGGGGAAACCCGAAAGUGCUAUGAUCAUGUGGAUGCUUUCCCAUGUUGCCGACGCUGCGGCUCAAGACAAUCUGCCCCUUGCGAAAGAAUAUUUGGCGCUGACCAUAGCUGCGGUAGAGCAAGCUGCACUGGACGGCAGUUGGUCCAUUGCCUACGUUAUCGGACUCCUGGAGGAACCUCCUGCUCAAGUUUUCAUGGACAGAAGCACCCCUGUGACAGCCAUGGGGCGCCCUUUUGCGCCUCUCAUUCCUGCGGCUUGGAGUGCGGUAGCCCUGGCUUAUUUGAAGGAGGUCGAGCUGAUCACCAGCAAGAAGGCCGAAUCAAAGCAGGGCAAGAAUGCUCCGGCAAACAAACCCAUCGAGCCGAACCAGCCAUCGCCGCCUCCCAAGAGGCCAAAGUUCCCAAAGAAGCCAAAAGGUGGCCGUUAUGGAGAAAUGGAACUCUUGCAAAGGGAGCCUUCGAAACACCACUUUGAUCUUUAUCGAAGAAUCAAGCUCCUGAUUGAGUCGGAUGGGCCUGCUGUCGUGGAAUCGCUGCCGAAAGCAGGGGACGAUUUGUGUGUGGCCUUCAAGGAGCCCAAGGUGUUGCUUCACCAUCAACCUGCUCCAGAAGGGCCCCUAAUACGUGACACGCCUGAAACCAUGGCUAGGCUUGCUCGGAGUUGGGAUGAUUUAGGCUUGUUGACUGUGCACAAGACUCCGAUCCAUCCUUCCAGCAGAGUCCGUAUUUUUGGGGCCUAUAAAGAUGCUUCGACCCACCGCCAGAUCGGUGACCGUAGAGGCCAGAAUAGCUUGGAAGCAAAGGUCCUUGGACCGAGCCGUGACCUUCCCUCAGGCGCUGACCUCUGCGAGGUUUUUGUAGACCCUAAGACAUCUCGCCUGCAUAUCUCGAUAACUGAUCGUAAGGACUUUUAUCACCAGCUUGAAUGCACCCGGCAGAAAGCUAUUGCUAACACCAUUGGCCCUGCCAUCCCGGAAGAGCUGUUGUCAGACACUAGGGCGUACUCUGCAUUUUUGCUGCAACAAUCCAGACGGAAAUUUGAUCGCCAAAUGCAGGGAGAUCAGCUGCGGGGUGUUUCUGAUGAGUCUUUCAUUGUCCCUCCUCCUGGUCAAGUUUGGUGUGCCUUUAAUGCUGUGCUGCAGGGGGAUCACGCUGGAGUCGAAAUUGCAACGGAAGCCCACAGGAACCUCCUGCAAGCAAAUGGCCUUUUAGAUGCAGGUACUCAGCUGAGAGCAAGCCGACCGUUGUUUUCUUCCGAUUGUGUCGACGGUUUAGUCAUUGAUGACUAUUUCUGCGUGUCGGUUGAACCCCAGCAAAGCACCGGCAGCUUUUCUCGAGCCAGAACAGCCUAUCACACUGCUGAGAAGGUAUACCAUGAGCAUGGCCUUAUGGGUUCGCCUCAGAAAGACAUUGUUGAUCAAGAUGAAGGUAGGGUAAUUGGUGCAUACUUGAACUCCAGCCAUAGAGCCCUGUCCAGGGGGCUUGUGACCGUUGGGGCCCCUCCUGAAAAACGUGUGGCCAUCUCCCAUUUGACACUUGAGCUGUGCCGCCUGCGCAGCACCACGGAUGCGCUCCACUUGUGUUUAAUAGGAGGUUGGGUUUCAAUCCUCGGCCACCGCAGACCCCUUAUGUCUGUCCUGCAGGAGUCUUUCAGGGUAGUUGGUAUAGCCACUUUUGAUAGGAAUAGCCCUAAGAUAAUCCCCCUAUCUAGAGAAGUAGCAAAUGAGCUCACGUUGCUUUCGGUCCUCAUGCCACUUGCUUUGUGCGAAUUAUCGGCACCGUUCGAUGAUGCCAUUUAUUGCACAGAUGCUUCAAAUGAGCGGGGGGCUGUUUUGCAAGCACCAAUAUCACCCGAGCUUAGUGAAAUCAUGUGGAGAGUGUCACGGUCAAAGGGGGCGUAUUCUCGCCUCCUGUCCCCGAUUGAGGUCAUUCUUAAACGGCUUGAUGCGCUCGAAGAGAAAGACCAUCAGACCCUGAUUGGAUCGCCAGAAAGGCCCCUUGCCUUUUCUUUUGAGUUCAUCGAGGUUUUUUCGGGGGCCGCAAAGAUAUCCCACUUCAUUGCCAUCGAAGGCAUAUCUCCGGGCCCUCCGCUGGACAUAGGUGAUAGCCCUCAGUAUGAUCUUAGGUUUGUCCAUGUCAUUUCUUGGAUCACCCAUUUGAUUGUUGAGCGCAGGCUCCUUGGUUUCUUUUUGGGGCCGCCAUGUACCACUUUUUCCAUUAUGCGGAGGCCUAGGCUUAGGAGCAAGCAGGUCCCUUUUGGCUUUCAGCCUUUUGAAGAGAAGACUCAAGUUGGUAACCAGUUAGCGCACCGAUCCUUCCAGACCAUGGGUGUCGCAGCUCAGUGUGACUCAUGUGGCAUGUUAGAAACUCCAUAUAGUUCCUACAUGAAAGGCCUGCCAGGUUGGCAGUACCUGAAGAGCUUGCCUGAAGCUGAAGAAGUUCGGUGUGACUCUUGCCGUUUCCAGAGCCCUCACCUCAAGAGUUUCCGGCUGUUAGGACUGAGACUUGAAAUGGAUAGCCUGAAUUUACGCUGCCAGUGCCAGCACAGACAUGUUGUUGUUGAAGGUAGCCUUACAAAGUCAUCCGCCACCUACACAGAUGCACUUGCAUGCCAGAUUGCCAAGGUAAUCUCCAGAGGUAUUGCCGGAGUGAAAUCCCGAAUUUAUGCCGAUGCGGAUUUAGAUGUCUCCGGCUUAGAAUCACAGCUCUCAAAUGAAAUCAUGCUUUCAAGCUGCUGGGAGGUAAAAUCCUCUUGGAGAUUCCGGAAGCCUAGUCAUAUCAACAUUUUAGAGGAAGCUGCCUUACUCAAGCUCUGUAAUCACCUUGCCAUUGAGAAGGCGCCAGUUAGAUGUGUCGACAUGGUAGAUUCGAACGUUGUCCGAUGUGCCACUGCGAAGGGACGAUCGAGCUCCCUAGGUCUUAGCCCAAUCUUAAGAAGGGUUUCUGCGGUUUGCGUAGCCUCAGGCAUAUACAUGUCAGUUCCUUUUACACCCACAAGGCUGAACUGCGCAGAUGAUCCUACUCGCCUGCGGGAAUUGCGAAUGCCGUUGAGGGGCUUAAACCUGGAACUAUGGAGCCGACGUGAAUUGUUUUUGUUGGCUUCUCUUCCCAAGUUGAAGAGGUGGGCUUCGAAUUGGGUACGCCUUGUGCUCAGGCUUUGCGGCACCGCUGCCCUGUUUUGGAAUGACCGGAGCCUGUAUCGUAGAGGUAACCUUUGUAAUGUGCCCAGGACCUCACCUGACUACUCUAGUGUUGACUUUGACAGUACCCUUGGCUUUCCUGGGGAAGGACCGUUUUUGUGCCUUUUCCUUGAUACCAUGUAUUUCAUUGGAUCCUGUUUCAUGACCCUUUGGACUUUGCCCAGACCCUGUCGUUGGACUUUCUCCCAUACAGGGCUUCAUGCGUGCUCUGCGCCACUGUCUUCGGCCCUCUCCUGUGCCCUGCUCUUCCUUUGUUCUCCCUUGGGGUGCUUCUUGCUUGCUGGGUCUUGCUGGGGCGCUGCUUCAGCCAUGCCGAUAUCAGCUGCAACACCUGGUGAGCUGCGCAGAGCACAGACUCGAAGUGGUCGUGGGCCCCUCCAGACUGGAAGGCCUGUGACAGAGGCCACUAAUGCUGCACGUUUGAAGUUUUGGAAUCUUUUUGUGGACUGGUCGUUUGAGCUGGACAUCAACAUUGAGGCCAUGCUGGACGGCCAUCACCUUUAUAUUGAUGACAUAAAUAUGCUUUUGACAAAAUAUGGUCGCGAACUGUACGACUCUGGCAAGUCAUAUAAUCAAUAUGCUGAAACAAUCAACGCUGUUGGAGCUAGGAAACCUGCAAUUCGUAGGAUGCUACAACAAGCAUGGGACCUGGGAUAUGCAUGGGUGCGGAGUGAGCCCUCAGUGCAUCACGUAGCUGUCCCCGUCCCCAUUAUUUUGGCCAUGACUUCGGUUGCUAUGAUGUGGGGAUGGAUAAGAGUUGCUGGCUGCCUCGCAUUGGGCUUCAGCGCCAUGCUGCGACCGGGUGAACUUGUGGGUGCCUUUAGGCGAGAUUUGCUGCUCCCGAAAGACUCUGGAUACACCAUGAGAUAUGCACUACUUAGCAUUCGUGAGCCAAAAAGCAGGUUUACUUAUGCCAGGCACCAGACCGCAAAAGCAGACAGCGAAGAUUUUUUGCAGAUUGUUGAACUUGCUUUUAAUGAUCUUUCAGACCAUGAAAGACUUUGGCCUUACAGUGCGCAGACCUUACGUCAGAGGUUUAAGACAAUCCUCAGAGCCCUUCAUCUGCCUGAUGAGAGCCGUCCAGGUGAGCGCUGCCUUGAUCUAGGGUCGCUUCGGAGUGGUGGUGCAACUUUUAUCAUCACCGCCACAGAAAACUCUGAACUGGUAAGGCGUCGUGGACGCUGGGCUUCAAAUAAAAUGAUGGAUAUUUACAUCCAAGAGUCGAUGGCGAUUCAGUACAUGAAGAUGAUUCCAGAAAAAGCACGUGUGACAGUUCUUUCAGUUGCAGGUGUCUUUCCCGAUAUCCUCAGACGCGCGAAACAAUAUCAUGAGGCAAAGAUUCCUUUGAAUACUUGGUUUUUUCUCUUUUCCAGCUGA